Molecule: messenger RNA, 1269 nt
Organism: Cylindrotheca closterium
Lineage: Eukaryota; Bacillariophyta; Bacillariophyceae; Bacillariales; Bacillariaceae
Source: the annotation of a GenBank genome assembly
AUGGGGGUGUACAUUGUUGGUUGGCUGAGUAUAUAUCUGUCGUUUCUGAAUGACGGCACAGCCUUUCGGGCAGUCCCUGUUUCCAAGCAGAGAAGCAGUUCUCUCUUGGCGGAUUCCAUCCAGGACUUUAGUUUGGAAGAAAAAAUCCGAGCAACGCCCGCAAAACAAAUCAAAGAAGAACUUGCGAGCUUUGGGGUUUCUACGAUCGGGUUGUUCGAGAAAGAAGAUCUCGUUCAGCGGCUUCUUCUGGAGAAAAUUGAAUCUGUUCCCACUGAGUAUAAGGAGCCAAGUUCAAAUUCACUUCCCAGCGUGAUAUCAACACCUCUCUACUUUACAAGUUUGGACGCUGGUUUGAGAAUUGCGGCUGUGAACUCGGACGAUGGCAUAUCCGUCAAUCCAAGCGAAAAGCCAUACGCUGCAAUCAAAGUUCAAGUUCAGGAGAAAGGUACUUCGUUCUCAUUGCAGUUGCUUCUGGAUACAGCCUGUUCUGGCUUGGUUCUCCGACCAUCGGUGGUGAAGAAGUGGAACUUGCCGAAAUCAUCCAUGCCCGUGACAAUGACGGGGGCAGGAGGAUCAUCUGUCGCACAAGGGCUUACUCAACUAUCGUUUGAUGUUGGAGACAAAUCAUUUGGCCCAUUACCAGCAGCCAUCCAGGAUAUUGGCGCUCUCCCCAGGUCACUGGAUGGAAUUGUUGGUCUAUCGUUCUUGCAACAAUUCUGCUCCGUCGACAUGGAUUUUGCAAUGGGGCAAUUGAGAUUAUACGACCCUGAUAUGCCCCCCCCUCUGAUUGACUCGGCAAAUGGUACCUUAGUUGGGAAUGCAAAAAUGUGUAUGAUUCCGCAGUUGGGCCUUUAUGCAGUGGAUGUAUACCUCGGAGGCCGUGGACCUGUCAAGAUGUUGAUAGAUUCUGGCGCUUCCUUUUCUGCUUUGAACUGGAAUGGAAUCGACAAGCUUGGCAUAUCAAGAGACGACGAAUCGUUUUUGAAGAGACUGGGUAGUCCAAUGUGCGCCAUGGGUAGUGAUAGUAACGUGGCACAGCUCACUCAUCGAAUCCAUGUGAGCAGUGUACUGCAAGUGGGUAACAAGUCACGAGGACUAUCAUUGAAGCAUGAUAAACGACUUCCAAUUGACAUUGGGAACAUUGCAAUUCUCGAUGCAUUGGCAAGCUACAAUGUUGUUGGGAUAUUGGGCAUUGAUGCCUUGAUGAAAUGUUCUUGUGUGAGGUUGCAGCUUGAGACCGAAAAAAUGCAACUCCUCUUGUUCGAGUAG